CAUGUGGAAGUUGACAACAUGGAGGAACGUAGGUUGGGAGACUUCUUGACUUGAUGUUUAUCUUGCAUAUGGAGCAGCUCAGAUAAUUUUAUGUUGUAAAGCAUGAGAUAUGCACAGCUUGUCAUGGGACCCGCUGGAAGCGGAAAGGUAGGCAUUUACGAUUUUUCACAACAAAGAAAAUUGGAAGGGUUCGAUCAGUCUUGUGCUCCAGUAACUGAAAAAUACCAAGUGAUAAAGACAAUGACAACAAUUGAGAUGAAUGUCGAAACUCAGCUUUUUCAAACUUACAAGUGCAACUCAGGAUUUAGAGGAAAGCGGACUGGCUGAUGAUUGGUGACUUAGCUUUAUUUAUGUAUCUUUUUUUGCUUUGUAGUCCACUUACUGUUCUGCAAUACUCCAACAUUGUGAAAACGUACAACGUACAGUUCAUGUGGUCAAUCUUGAUCCUGCUGCUGAGCACUUUGACUAUCCUGUUCUUGCAGGUAAUAAAACCAUACAAUAUCAAACAGCGAUGCUUAUCUUAUAUUAAUAAUCAUAAGACGUUCUUUCAAAUAGAAACAGCUAAAUAGUUUUCAGAAUAAUAUUUUCCACUGAAGACUUUUGAGAGAAUGCAGGGCCAUAUAAAUUUUGGGCUGAUGCCUUUAAAUGUUUUCCUGUAGUUUUAAGCUGCUCCUGAUCAAACAAAAUACAAGUCACAGGCUUUUAAAAGGCUGGAUGUAGUAUUAGGUAUUGGAUAGCACUUAUUUAUCCAGAGGAUCAUGUUAACUGAAAAAGCUGGUUUUAUAUGUCAGUGUGUGAAAUCUCUGAUAAUUAGGAGGUAUAGUAGGCAAAUGUUUAGUGACUUGGAUACUUUAUUAGAGGGUUUGAGUUCAAGCUUUUGCCAUGGUCACUUUGCAGAUGUGUUUUUGGGCAGGACAAUUUAUGUUUUUGCAGUGUAAAGUUUAAUUGAAGUUUAAAGUUGUAAAGAAAGAGCUGAAAAGUAUCAAACUAUUCUUGACUCUUUGUUUUUAAGGUGCAGUUUAUGUUUGUGUUUUACAGAUGUACGGGAGCUAGUUGAGUUAGAGGAUGUUAUGGAAGCUGAUGAUUUGCGACUUGGGCCAAAUGGAGGACUUGUUUUCUGUAUGGAGUAAGGAAUGAUUGCAAUUUUAGGAUUUAUGUAUACUUUUGAUCCUAGCAAAUGUAUAGUUAGCCCUUUAUUUACCUGUUUUUGAUUAACAAUUAUUCCCACAAACUCAAAGAGGAUUCUCAAAAUUUAAGAGUAUUAUGUCUUAGUGCCAGCAAAUUUUUCAGAGGCACAAACAUAGUAAUUGUGAACCAUGUGAUUCUCUAAUUUUUUCCUCCAUCUAGGUACUUGGUACAGAAUUUUGAUUGGUUAGAAGAAAAACUGGGAGAUGUUGAUGAUGAUUAUGUCCUGUUUGAUUGUCCAGGUGUGCAUAGUGCCUGCUUGUAAAAGAAAAUUUGUUCUUGUAAGGAAAAUGUUGUCCAGAAGUUACAGAGCACAUAAGGCAGCUUCAGUUCAUUUUUUAUCAGAACGAAGUUUACAUUUGCUAGUGGACAAGAAAGGCCUGUUUUGCCAACUUUGUAAAGUGAAUCAGAGCACAAGAUUGACGAGAACCCCACCUCUCCUAGAUAUCUCAUAAUUAUUUUUGAUAUAAGCUUAUCAAAAUAAGCAAUUUAAGUUAGACAUGAAAAGGCAGGUGGCUUUAAAGUCUAAGAAUACAAUUUGUUUAUUGACAAUAAACUUAAACUUUUAUACUACAGGCCAAAUAGAACUUUACACUCACAUGCCUGUGAUGAGACAAUUGGUCCAGACAUUAAACCAAUGGGAUUUCAGAGUGUGUGGUGUUUUCCUGAUUGAUUCUCAGUUUCUGGUGGAUUGUAGCAAGUUCUUUGCUGGAAUUCUUACUGCACUGUCAGCAAUGAUUCAAUUGGAGAUUCCUCACAUUAAUGUUAUGAGUAAGAUGGAUUUGCUCAGCAAGAAGCAAAUGAAACAAGUUGAUAGGUGAGUUGAUGGAUUCUUUGGAAAAUAAUAUUUUGUUUAAAAGAAAAUAGUAUUUAAAUUAUAAUUUAAUCACACAUGAAAUGAGAAUAUCUGCACAGCUCAGAAACCUAGAGGUCAAACUUACCUGUUAUUGAUUUCCUUAAUUGUGGGUUGUACAAUGUAUAUUGAUUGUCAUUACAUGAAAUCUUUUCAUGUGUAAAAAGUUUAUUUUGUGCCAAUAAAUUUACAAGGCUGCUCAGUGCAUGACUAAAAAUGUACAAUACAGCUGACAAGUUAUAUGACUGUAGCUCUGGAAGGAAUAAGGAGUCAUACAAUUGCACACCAAUUUUGAGAAUCUAAAUAUUGUCUGAGAUACUCCAGUUCAUGUUCAACAGAUUGUAAAGAACUGUGGGAGCUGAAGGCUCUACUUAAAAUUAUUCCUUGGCUCAGAUCAUAAUUUAAACUGAUCAUAACACAAAAUGUUUUUUUUUUGGUCAGAUUUUUGGACCCAGAUCCACAAGACCUUGUAGGAGACCUUGAAUCAAGCUCAAACAAGAGGUUUAAGAAGCUUAAUAAAGCACUGGCACAACUGGUAAGCAUACAGAGAUGUUGAACAUAAUGUUAUCACUCACACUGAGUUUAUUUUCUGGCAUUAGAAGAUCCAGAACUCUCUUCAACAGCUUGAAACAAUUUGAUCAUGAUUAAGAAAUGGAUUAUCUUACAAGCCUUUCUCAGUCUUUAUAGUAGAGGAAUGAACAGUAAUAAGCCUCACUACCAUAGUCUCUGUGGUCACAAUUACCUUGUGGCUCAGUGGUAGAGCAUGGGAUUGCCAAAUCAGAAGGUCUGAUGUUCAAUUCCUUGUGGAGACUUGGAAUUUUUUCUUUGUCUCACACUCAAAAACUUUAUUCUUUGAAACAUGCUGAAUAAAAUUGAAACAAUGUCUUCAACAAAGGUUGCCUACAUUUUUUGGAGUUGUGGAAAAUUUGGCAAACAGCAAUGGUUUAAAAUAUAGCCAAGUCAGAGAGACAGAGAAGCUGGCUAUGCAGAUCCAGAAAUGAUCUUAACUUUUUGUUUGUAAAUUUUCAGAUUGAUGAUUACAGUAUGGUGUCAUUUGUGCCUCUAAACCUCUGUGACGAAGAUUCUAUCAUGAAUGUGCUUAUUCAGAUUGAUAAUGCAAUACAGUAUGGGGAAGAUUUGGAUGUUCGUGAAAUGAAGGUCAAUAAAAAUUUGUACUUUCAUGUAGAAUUUAUGUAUCACCAUCUUAGCAAACCCUCCAAUUUUAAUUUAUCUCACCAUGAAUGGUUGUUGUUUCUGCUGUAAACAUAUACUCGUAAGUUGCCUCUGCCUCUCAUAAGCGUGGGUGACCAACUAUAUAUCUUUUUAAUUGAAACCCCCCCCCCCAGGAUAAGCCCAAAAGGGGAAAAUUUGAAGAAAAUUGCAGCACAUGCAAGUUUUACUUUAGGGGUAUGAAGUCAAGAAAAAAAUUUAUUUAUUGUUACUUAAGGUUUUUCUUUGGAAAUUGCUACUUUUUUAAUGAAAUGUUGCAGGAUGAUGAGCAAGAUGAUGAUGCUAUUGGUGCAAAUGAUGACAGCUGACCUGAAAUUUACCUGGAAACACUGCAUAAUGCGAGCAACGAUAGUGCAUCAAUUGCCUAACAGGCUGUUUGUGACUGAAGUUGCAAUCAAAUUUAGUGAGAGUUUCAUCGAAGUUCUGUGGAAAAAGAAAAGUCUGACUGUACUCUGGAGAAAUUAAAGGCAGAGGUUGGGUGGAAUCCUGCAAAGGUGCACUGCACAUUAAAUAUGACCUUCACAAGCUUGGUGUUACAUGAUAUGUUCAGUUGUUCACUAGAUUGCUUUGUAUGCUGGUUAGAACAAAGUUCACAAAGACCUGUGUGUAAUGGUAACUUAUGCAAGGAAGAGAAAAGACAAAUAAAAUAAAGAAAGC
Pocillopora meandrina is the source of this 3925-nucleotide messenger RNA. The record is from the annotation of a GenBank genome assembly. Lineage: Eukaryota; Metazoa; Cnidaria; Anthozoa; Scleractinia; Pocilloporidae.